Coregonus clupeaformis (lake whitefish) is the source of this 2755-nucleotide messenger RNA. RefSeq names its product protein RCC2 homolog. Lineage: Eukaryota; Metazoa; Chordata; Actinopteri; Salmoniformes; Salmonidae. Bases 144 to 1634 code for a protein of 496 amino acids. The transcript has 11 exons. The record is from RefSeq and is a predicted model, not a curated record.
AAUCAAUCAAAAAACGAGGAAGACGGACAGAUGCACGAAAGCCUCAGAAUUGGGAAAUCCCUCUGCAAGCUUGUUAAUUACAGUAGUCACCGAAUUAACGCUAGAAGGAAGAUUAUCUGAAGCCAAAAGAUACCUUUACAAACAUGCCACGCAAGAAGGUAACCGAAGUGUCUGGAAAUGGUGGGAUCAAGAGGAAGCGGGCAGGAGGUAAAAAGAAGGAAAGGGAGUUCAGCAGUGAUGAUGAGUUUGAUGAUUAUGAAGAGCAGGAGAACACAAAGAAACCUGGCAAGCCUGCUGCAAAGUCAGGCCUUCAACCAGUCACUGUGCCUGACGACAUCAAAGAGAAAAUUAAACUUGACUUACCUAAAGUCAAAGGUCAACUGCUCAUUUUCGGAGCCACCAAUUGGGAUCUCAUCGGAAGGAAAGAGGUGCCAAAAGCACAAGCGGCCUUCAGGAACCUAGGCCAGAACCUGUGGGGUCCUCACCGCUACGGCUGCCUGAAUGAUGUGCAGGUCAGCAGCGUGGUGUCUGGGCCCUGUGCCGCCCACAGCCUCCUCAUCACCACAGAGGGCAAACUCUGGAGCUGGGGUCGAAAUGAAAAGGGUCAGCUGGGUCAUGGGGACACCAAGCGCCUGGAGGCCCCAAAGCUGAUUGAGGCCCUCGCAGACGAGGUGGUGGUGGCUGCAGCCUGUGGACGCAACCACACCCUGGCAUUGACUGAGGGUGGCACCGCCUACUCGUUUGGAGAGAACAAACUGGGUCAACUGGGUCAGGGCAACCAAACUGAUGCAGUCCUCAGUCCAGCCCCGAUCCAGUACAACGGGCAGCCCUUGGUCAAGGUGGCAUGUGGGGCAGAGUUCAGCAUGGCGGUGGACUGCAAAGGGAACCUCUACUCGUUCGGCUGCCCAGAGUAUGGCCAGCUAGGACACAACUCUGAUGGAAAGUUCAUUGCCCGUGCCCAGCGCAUCGAGUUUGACUGUGAGACCAUUGCACGUCGCGUGACCAUCUUCAUCGAGAAGAGUAAGGAUGGCCAGGUGACGCCCGUACCCAACGUGGUGGUCCGAGACGUUGCCUGCGGAGGCAAUCACACGCUGAUAUUGGAUUCCCAGAAGCGGGUGUUUUCCUGGGGCUUUGGUGGCUACGGGCGGCUGGGUCACACUGAGCAGAAGGAUGAGAUGGUGCCCAGACUGGUGAAGCUAUUUGACUUCCCCGGGCGCGGGGCAUCUCAAAUCUACUCUGGCUACCAGUGCUCCUUCGCUGUCAAUGAAAUGGGAGGGCUGUUUUUCUGGGGGGUCACAAAUACCUCUCGGGAGUCUACCAUGUACCCCAAGGCUGUGCAGGACCUGUGUGGCUGGAAGGUCCGCAGUCUGGCAUGCGGGAAAAGCAGUAUUGUUAUCGCUGCAGACGACAGCACCAUCAGUUGGGGACCCUCCCCCACCUUUGGCGAGCUGGGUUAUGGCGACAACAAGGCAAAGUCCUCCACUACUGCUCAGGAGGUUAAGAGCCUGGAUGGAGUUUACGCUGAACAGGUGAUGAUGGGAUACGCACACUCCCUGGUCAUCGCCAGACAGGACACUCCACAGGAACAAGAGAAGCUCAAGAAGCUGCCAGAGUACAACCCACGCACACUCUGAUAUGGUAUCAUCCAGCCACCUCUCACUUUUUUUUCUUUCUUUCUUUUCACUUCAGAGAGGCAACCGAUUCUCUCCAGAAUGCAUCUGCCCUCUAGGUCACCUGUGUAAGUUAUGAUGGCUGGGGAGGGUGGGCUCUCACGAGUAUGUAUGUAUGCAUACGCCUUGAAAAGAAGUCUGGUCUACAUAGAUUCUGAGGUUAAAUUGCAGAAAAUGUGUCGCAAAAACGUAGACUGAAACAAAUCCACUCUGGACAGAAUUCGUCCUGUCCUCACAACACUCAUCAGACAUCUACAGCUGGAGAGAGAGGAACUCUACCACUCAUCUCCAAACACAUUCUUCCACUAGGAGUUCUACUUGUACUCCUCCUGCAAGUCCACUGAAGCGUUCUCUAUUUUCAUGAAGUCUCUUUUUAUUCUUCAGUUGUGAACUGAUCAAUGCCCUCGUCUCCCUCACAAUAAUGGGUGCUACAUCAGAAGUCCUCUUUGGGCUGAUUUAAUUUCCAAGCGAGGGAUCAAUUCAAGACCAACACUCCAUAUCUGUGCCUUUUGAAACAAUGUAUUUCGGGGUAUGGAGUAAAUGUGUUUAUUUGUUCACAGACCAAUUGCAAAAUUUAGUUUUAAACUUUGUCCAUGGCAGUAUUACUGUGUUUGUGUCUGGUCGAUCGGUGUGCACUGUCAGUAGAACACAAUCAGGAUCUGAGAUGUGCCACCUCUCCAGCCAUUGACUUCUGUUACAUUCCUUGGUUUUCUGUUUCUUGAGGAUGUGUAACUAACUGUCCCUUAAAGGCCAGUGUCUGCUUGUCAUUCUUGCCUUUUUUUCCAGUGACUCCUUUUUUAGCCUGGGAAACUAGGUGUGGGCACUGUGCGCUCUUGGCAAUGAAAACCAGCAAGAAUGUGGUUUGUGAGGACUUGAGUCAUGCGCCUCUGUUUUAGUGCAAAUGGUCAACAAGGUGUGUAUGUAAUGAGUGGAUAUCCUGGUUUUAAAUCAAGAUGGGUUUUUUCUUAAUUUGUUAGUCUACCUGUAUUGCAACAAAUUAUUUCAGUGGUGUCUGGGUCAGAAGGUUUGCAUCUGGUUUAAAAUGUUGAAACUUUUUCAUUGUAAUAAAGGUUUUAUGUAAAUUG